AUGUCGCUGUCCACGAGCAUCCAGACUCCCAUAGUCACAUUUGAACAGCCAUUGGGCUUGUUCAUCAACAAUCAAUUUGUCAAGGGCCUCGAAGGCAAGACCUUCGAGACUGUGAACCCAACCACCGAAAAGCCAAUCGUCUCCGUCCACGAGGGAACCGCAGAGGACGUUGAUAUCGCGGUCAAAGUCGCACGCGAGGCCUUCGAGCUCUGGGCUGAGGUGACUCCCUCAAACCGUGGUCGUAUGCUCACCAAGCUGGCUGAUCUUUUCGAGCGCGACAUUGAGACCCUUGCCGCUAUUGAAUCACUUGAUAAUGGCAAGUCUCUCAUCAUGGCUAAGAACGAUGUCAGAAAUGCUGCCGGCUGUCUGCGCUACUACGGUGGUUGGGCAGAUAAAAUCAUCGGUCAGACAAUCGAUACCGGUAACGAGACCCUGACCUAUACCCGUCACGAGCCUAUAGGUGUUUGUGGUCAAAUUAUCCCCUGGAACUUUCCAAUUCUGAUAUGGGCUUGGAAGGUCGGCCCAGCUAUCGCCGUUGGCAACACGGUGAUUGUGAAAACCGCCGAGCAGACCCCUCUCUCAGCUCUAUAUGCCUGUAGACUAAUCAUUGAAGCUGGAUUCCCGCCCGGUGUCAUUAAUGUUAUAUCCGGCUUUGGUCGUACUGCUGGCGCCGCUAUAUCAAGCCAUAUGGAAAUUGAUAAAGUCGCCUUUACCGGCUCUACUCUAGUUGGCCGCACUAUCCUCCAGGCUGCUGCUACGAGUAACUUGAAGAAAGUCUCUCUCGAGCUAGGCGGCAAGUCACCUAAUAUCGUAUUUGAUGACGCUGAUAUUGACAAUGCUAUCUCCUGGUCUAACUACGGCAUUUUCUAUAAUCAUGGACAGUGCUGUUGUGCCGGUUCGCGCCUGUUAGUACAGGAAGGUAUCUACGACAAGUUUAUUGCCCGAUUUAAAGAGCGUGCUGCUCAGAACCGGGUUGGCGACCCCUUUGCUCCCGAUACAUUCCAAGGUCCUCAGAUCUCCCAGCUCCAGUUCGACCGUAUAAUGGAGUACAUCAACCAUGGCAAGGAAGAGGGUGCUACUCUUGCGCUAGGUGGUGAGCGCCACGGUACCAAGGGCUACUUUAUUCAGCCCACCAUCUUUACCGACGUGACUUCAAACAUGAAGAUCGCCCAAGAAGAGAUAUUUGGACCCAUUAUUGUGGUGCAAAAGUUUAAGGAUGAGGCAGAUGCCAUCAAGAUUGGUAACAGCACCAGUUAUGGGCUGGCUGCUGGUGUGCACACGUCCAACCUCAAUCGGGCUAUACGCAUGUCUAAUGCUCUCAAAGCUGGAACCGUAUGGGUCAACAACUAUAACAUGAUCUCCUAUCAAGCGCCUUUUGGCGGCUUCAAGCAAUCGGGGUUUGGGCGCGAACUUGGUUCCUACGCCCUGGAAAACUACACUCAGAUCAAGGCAGUGGUCUGUCGCCUGACGGAUGCGCCGUUUUCAUAA
Messenger RNA from Talaromyces atroroseus, 1488 nucleotides. Its product is annotated as Aldehyde dehydrogenase. The coding region runs from base 1 to 1488 and encodes 495 amino acids. NCBI's taxonomy places the organism in Eukaryota, Fungi, Ascomycota, Eurotiomycetes, Eurotiales, Trichocomaceae. The record is from RefSeq and is a predicted model, not a curated record. The transcript is spliced from 4 exons. Gene Ontology annotation, molecular function: aldehyde dehydrogenase (NAD+) activity.